Molecule: messenger RNA, 1653 nt
Organism: Prunus avium (sweet cherry)
Lineage: Eukaryota; Viridiplantae; Streptophyta; Magnoliopsida; Rosales; Rosaceae
Gene: WRKY48
Product: WRKY DNA-binding protein 48
Biological process (GO): regulation of DNA-templated transcription
Molecular function (GO): DNA-binding transcription factor activity; sequence-specific DNA binding
Source: RefSeq, a predicted model, not a curated record
AAGAGAGAAAAAAAAUAUCACUCACUUUCUCUCUAUCUACCUUUCUCUUUCUCUUUCUCUUUCUUUCUUUCUCUCUCUCUCUCAUCGCUCAGACUUGGAGAACAAGUUCACAAAUGAGGAAUAUGUGCUCUUGAUUUAAAAAUCCAUGGAUGGUAGAGAAACAGGAGAGCUAAAGACGACCAUCGAUCAAAUUAGCAUGGCGAAUUCCACUGUUUUUUCGGAUGAGAUUAUUCCAGGCAGCAACUUUGCUUCUUUUGCAUCAUCAGGCGGCAGCAUAUUUGACAUGUCUGAUAAUAAUCAGAGAGGCUCUGGGUUCAUGGACUUGCUUGGAUUUCAAGACUUCAACAUGCCCCCUUCUUUAUUCGAUUUCUCCUCUUCCCAAACGACGUCCUCCUCCUCCUCGAUGAUGAUGGUGAUGAUGCCACCUCACCACCAACAGCAACAACAACCACCACUUGCCUCUCCGGCUUCCACCCCUACUGCAGUUGCUCUGCCGGAGAGGGAGAGUACGGCGUCGGAGGUGCUGAACGGUAGUACGGCUCCUACGACGCCCAACUCCUCUUCAAUCUCUUCGUCGUCCAAUGAAGCUGCUGGCAAUAAGAAUGAGGACCAGACGACGACCAAGGCUCAGGAUGAGGAAGCUGAUGAGCAGAACCAAGAUCCCGAAAAAACCCAGAAACAAUUGAAGCCCAAAAAGAAGAACCAAAAAAGGCAAAGAGAGCCGAGAUUUGCGUUCAUGACCAAGAGUGAGGUUGAUAACCUAGAUGAUGGCUACCGAUGGCGCAAGUACGGCCAAAAAGCUGUCAAAAACAGCCCUUAUCCCAGGAGCUAUUAUCGUUGCACCACAGCGGCCUGUGGUGUGAAGAAGAGGGUGGAGAGGUCCUCCGACGACCCUUCCACUGUGGUCACAACAUACGAAGGCCAGCACACCCAUCCAAGCCCCAUUACGCCACGUGGCACCAUGGGGAUUGCACCUUUGCCUGACCAGCCUUCUGCCUUCUCCUCAUCUCCUUUUGGUGUUCAACAGUUAUUACCUCAUCAUCAUUAUCAACAACAACAACAACAACUGCAGCCGCAGUAUUCGUAUAUUUAUAGCUCAGCCCCUUCUUUGAAUAUUAGCUCACCUGGUUAUGGGGGUGGUGCUUUUAACCCCUCCUCAUUUUCUACUGGUUUACUUCAAGAGAGAUAUAAUUUUGGAUCACCUUCUUCUUCUUCCUCUGCGGCUUCUAAUUUGCUUAGAGACCAUGGACUUCUUCAGGACAUCGUGCCACAGAUUCGAAAGGAGGCCAAAGAAGAAGAUCAUCAUCAUCAAUAGAUCCCCAUCAUAAUAUUGAUUGUUUUAUGUGUUAAGUGCUGCUGCAGGCUUGGUAUGUAAUUUUCUAACUGACUAGACUACUACUUAAUUGGGUUCAUCUUUAGAAAAGAAGAAUUCACUUCAUCACCAUUUUGGAUCGAAUAGCUAGCUUAGCUAGUGUACCUGCGCUGCGCACCUUUCAGAUUUUAAUUCGCUUUGUAAAAUCACUACUAGCCUUUUGGCCUGUUGGGGGACUGGUUUAUUCGUACUUGAGCUUUUCAUGUUAUUCUUUGUACUUAGAAUAUAUAUCUUCAUGGAGUUGUUAACUGGCUUUUGUAUAUAAUUUUUCCUUUUUUUUU